CAACCCCAGGGUCAAUACAACCCACCCCAACAGCAAUAUACUCAGCCUCAAGAGCGCAAGCAACUGCUCAGUCAACCUCAACAACAAGUCAAUCCUCCGCAGCUGUACGGUCAACCACGACAGCCAUUCGGACAAUCCCAACAACAAUAUCUCCCACGCCGACAACUGCAUAUCAAACCACCACAACAACGCAGCGAAUUUCAACUGGUCAAUGAGAAGGUGCCACCACAAGAACAGUUCAACCAACCUCAGCAACAACUCAUCCAAAUUGAGCAACGAUAUGAUCCAGUUGAGGAUGUCAUCCAGAGUCCACCAACGAGGAAAAACACACAUAGAAAGCCACCACCACCAUAUCAAGAUGGUAACUGA
Molecule: messenger RNA, 369 nt
Organism: Hemisphaericaspora subhashii
Lineage: Eukaryota; Fungi; Ascomycota; Pichiomycetes; Serinales; Debaryomycetaceae
Exons: 1
Source: RefSeq, a predicted model, not a curated record